UUUGUAAACAUUGCGCCCAUGAUCCACACCGACUAGUAACUGUACAGCUGAAGUUGCUAACCUACUGACUCGAGAGGCCGCAGCGUGCAUAAUAUAGGCGGGAAAGUUGCGUUCGAACUGCGAUUCAUUCAGAUCAGCUUGAUCCAUCGUCGUAAGCUGAAGCGGCGUUUACGGACGCAGCCAAAUAAAACGACUCGCAGCAACGGCUUUGAUCUCUUUGUCUCUCUCUCUCUUUCUCUCUGUCUUGGCUCUAGACAAUUCGUUUUGAGUGCGGUGGGAGUAGUUACUGAUCGCCGUUCGGUUCGAGUGAAAAUUGGACCAAGACAAGCGGGCCUGACACUGUCUCUGUACAGAAGAAUCGCGUGUUGUUGAUCAUCUCGAUUUGCUGCUGCAGUCUCGAGAAGCUUCAUCCUCGAUCAGAGGUUUCAGAUUUCAUUUUGAUCGGAAAAUUUUAUGGUCAAAUCGUGUGCAGCGGUCUAGGCAAAGGUCAUUUCGAGGACAAGUCUUGUGGCCCCGUAGUACUACGCACGGUAGUUCGAGGUUAUAAAUAUGGAGAACUUUUGCAAAUUGGAGAAAAUCGGCGAGGGCACCUACGGCGUCGUCUACAAGGCUAAGGAUGUGAUGACGGGCAAGUUUGUUGCUCUGAAAAAAAUACGCUUGGAAACCGAAAGCGAAGGGGUACCAUCUACUGCUAUUAGGGAAAUAUCCCUCCUCAAAGAGCUAGCUCAUCCUAAUGUGAUACAAUUGUUAGACGUCGUUCAAGGAGAUCAACAUUUGUACUUAGUUUUUGAGUUUUUAAAUCAAGACUUGAAGAAACUACUCGAUUCCACCACUAAUGGACUAAGUGCUCCAUUGAUCAAAUCUUACUUAUGGCAGAUGUUGAAAGCUAUCGCAUUCUGUCAUGUGAACCGUAUUUUACACAGAGACUUGAAACCACAAAAUCUUCUGAUAGAUCAUGAAGGAUAUCUUAAACUCGCUGAUUUUGGAUUAGCUCGAUCAUUUGGACUGCCUGUUCGAACAUUUACCCAUGAAGUAGUUACUCUAUGGUACAGAGCACCAGAAAUUUUAUUAGGCUCUAAAUUAUAUUCAACCGCUGUUGAUGUGUGGAGUCUUGGUUGCAUAUUCACUGAAAUGGGUAAUAAAAAAGCUCUCUUUCCUGGUGAUUCAGAAAUAGAUCAGUUAUUUAAAAUCUUUCGCAUUUUGGGCACACCUGAUGAGUCUGUAUGGCCAGGAGUGUCACAACUAGAAGACUAUAAAUCUAUGUUUCCAAAAUGGGAACCUAAGGAUUUGGACGAAAUUGUUCCUACGUUUGAUGAAAAUGCCAGAGAUUUGUUUAAAAAACUUCUCACUUAUGAUCCAAAUACGAGAAUCUCAGCUAAACAAGCAUUAAGUCAUCCUUAUUUUGACGGAGUUAAAAUCGUUCGUCCUCCUAUCAAACAGAUUGAUGAUCAUAAUAACAGUGAAGAGUAAAGUAAUUUAUAUUAUUCAUUGACGAUUUAAUUAAGUACAAUUAUAUUGUACAUAAUUUAGAGUAAGAUAGUAAAAAUGUAAAUAGAGAUUCAUUAGAUUUAUUCUAAAAAAGUUAAUCAUGGAAAUAUUUUUUUUUUACAAUAGAACUCAAUUUUUGAAAAAAUUUAAAACUAGUUCUAAUUUGCAAUCAGUCAGAAAAGUUUUAUAUAUGAGAUAAUUAUCAUUUAAUUAAAGAAAUUUCAUAAGCUGUAUCUAAGACUGUACAAACUGCUAUUAGUAUAAACUUGGUGAAUGAUAAUUCAGUAGAUUUUUGAUUAGCAGUUUUUUGAUAAAGCUGUCGUUGAAGAAUCUAUGAGAAAACGUCGAUCCUCAGUUGGUGUAGGUGGUGGCGUUCGUAGCUCAUCAGCGCGUCGAAUUCCAUCGCUUAGAGAUAAUUUUAUAUGACUAAAUCGAAGUUGGUGUUUAAUCUAAACAAGAUUCAUAUUCAGUUAGACUCGAGAUCUCAAUUUAAUCAUUAUACGUCAGAUGUAAUAUGCUGAAAAAUUAGAUAAAAGAGGACUCUUUUCAUGUAAGAACCUGAGUAGUACAACUUUGACUCAAUACAAAUGUUUGAUAGUUUAUUUUUUUUCAGCAUACAUAUAAAUAAUAUUUCGAUUAAAUUUACUUGUAAAUUCAUCCAUGUAUGUAACAAGUUACAAGUCAGGGUGAUGUGCAAUUGUGACUGGAAAUUAUAUUUACUUGCUUUUCUAAAAUUUGGCAAUCGUCCAAAGUAUACAAAUGAUAUUUUUUGAUUCUUUAUUAAAAAUAAAACUCCCAAAUUAUGUGCUUGUAAUAUACAUUAAUCGAUGAAUGAAAUUGUACAUAUGCUAAAAUGUGUGUAACAGAAGUAUUUAAUAACUUCUUAUAAAUGUGAAAUAAUUUUUGAAUAAGUAAACAAAAUAUUUGUUACAGUUGUAAACGAUAGUUGUUUGCAAUGUAUUGAUUAAUUUUCUAUUUUUAUGUUGACUUUUUUACCAUUGAUAAUAGAUUGGUAAUAGAACAAAUUGUCACGAUUUUUUUUAUAGGAAAAUUACGAAUAGAAAAAAAUGUUCCAUAAGAUUUACAGUAAAUAAAUGUUGUUAUUAAAAUCAA
This is a messenger RNA of Trichogramma pretiosum, 2601 nucleotides long. RefSeq names its product cyclin-dependent kinase 2-like. Gene Ontology annotation, cellular component: cyclin-dependent protein kinase holoenzyme complex; nucleus; cytoplasm. The record is from RefSeq and is a predicted model, not a curated record. The coding region runs from base 550 to 1470 and encodes 306 amino acids. The transcript is spliced from 5 exons. Gene Ontology annotation, molecular function: ATP binding; cyclin-dependent protein serine/threonine kinase activity; cyclin binding. Gene Ontology annotation, biological process: signal transduction; regulation of G2/M transition of mitotic cell cycle; regulation of gene expression. Lineage: Eukaryota; Metazoa; Arthropoda; Insecta; Hymenoptera; Trichogrammatidae.